AUGGCCUUCUCUGCAAAAGACGAUAACCAAAGAUCUGUUAAAAGAGUUGCUGUUGUUGGUGCUGGGGUAAGUGGGCUUGCUGCGGCUUACAGAUUGAAAUCACAUGGUCUGGAUGUAACUGUAUUUGAAGCUGAAGGAAGAGCUGGAGGGAGGCUAAGAACUGUUUCUCAAGAUGGGCUAGUUUGGGACGAGGGAGCUAAUACAAUGACUGAAAAUGAAACAGAGGUUAAAGAUUUGAUCAGUGCUCUUGGACUUCAAGAAAAGCAACAAUAUCCUCUGUCGCAGCACAAGCGCUACAUUGUGAAAAAUGGGACACCACUUAUGGUACCUGCAAAUCCUGCUGCACUGUUGAAGAGCAAACUGCUUUCUGCACAGUCAAAGAUCCAGGUCUUUUUUGAACCAUUUUUGUGGAAAAGAAAUGGCUCCUCUACUGUGUGUGAUGAAGAUUCUGAAGAAAGUGUUAGCAGAUUCUUGGAACGUCAUUUUGGGAAAGAGGUAUAUGUCACAUUACCUUGA
This is a messenger RNA of Vicia faba (fava bean), 516 nucleotides long. NCBI's taxonomy places the organism in Eukaryota, Viridiplantae, Streptophyta, Magnoliopsida, Fabales, Fabaceae. The record is from the annotation of a GenBank genome assembly.